Ruditapes philippinarum (Manila clam) is the source of this 930-nucleotide messenger RNA. Lineage: Eukaryota; Metazoa; Mollusca; Bivalvia; Venerida; Veneridae. The record is from the annotation of a RefSeq genome assembly.
AUAAGUGUGUUUCUAGUUUCUUUAGUUAUAUUAAUAAGAGUAGCAUUUUUUAUUGUUACUGAGCGAAAAGGUUUAGGAAUACUUCAGUUACGACAAGGCCCUAAUAAAGUAGGUCUGAAAGGGUUAGUUCAGUUUCUGGCAGAUGGAGUUAAACUUUUUACUAAGGAAAUAAUUAUACCUUUGUUUGCUAGAGAGGGGUUAUAUACAGUAGGACCUUUAAUUUGCUUUUUUUGUGCUUAUAGUUUGUGGGUUUUGUUUCCUAUAAUAUUUAGCUCUUUAAAAAUUACAUUAGGGUUACUUUUUUUUUUAUGUGUAUCUUCAGCAGCUGUAUAUGGUGUUUUUAUGGUAGGUUGAUCUUGUGAUUCACGAUAUGGUUUUUUAGGGGCUAUGCGUGCUAUUGCUCAAAGAGUCUCUUAUGAGGUUUUUUUGAGAACUUGUUUAUUUUGUCCAUUAAUUUUGACAGGGAGUUAUGAUUUAAUUGAAUCUCGUUGCAGCCCGUUUAGGUCUGUUUUCAUUGGGUUCGAAGUUUUAGUUUUGUGAGUUAUUUGUAUUUUAGCAGAAACUAAUCGUCCCCCCUUCGAUUUCGUGGAGGGGGAGUCAGAGUUGGUGGCAGGUUAUAUGGUGGAAUUUGGUGGGGUAAAUUUUGCUUUGUUAGCUUUAGCUGAAUAUAGAAAUAUAGCUUUUAUGAGAAUAUUAAGAGGCGUGUUAUUUUUUAGUUUUAGUAUGAAUUUACCAUUAUUAGGAAAUUUAUUAUUUUCUUUUUACAUAGUAUUUUUUAUAUAUUUCAUAAUUUGAGUUCGUGGGUUAGUUCCGCGUUUUCGUUAUGAUUUAUUAAUGGAGCUAUGUUGAAAAGUUCUUCUUCCUCUAACUUUAUGUGUAUUUAUGGUUUUUAGUAGGGUAUGAGUUGAUUUGGAUUAUUUGUUGGGUUAA